Molecule: messenger RNA, 670 nt
Organism: Centrocercus urophasianus (Greater sage-grouse)
Lineage: Eukaryota; Metazoa; Chordata; Aves; Galliformes; Phasianidae
Gene: IMMP1L
Product: inner mitochondrial membrane peptidase subunit 1
Exons: 6
Coding region: 78-578 (166 amino acids)
Cellular component (GO): membrane; mitochondrial inner membrane peptidase complex
Molecular function (GO): serine-type endopeptidase activity
Source: RefSeq, a predicted model, not a curated record
GGUGGCGGGCGGCGGUGCCGGGCGGGCCCGGCUGCGGGACGUAGACCAGAGCCAGCUGAGCCACGUAGUGCCGUGCCAUGUUUCGCAAUGCCCUAGGAAAAACCUUUCGAUUUCUCGGGUAUGCUGUGCAGUAUGGCUGCGUAGCACACUGUGCCUUUGAGUACCUUGGAGGAAUUGUUGUGUGUUCUGGACCUUCAAUGGAGCCAACAAUUCAAAAUUCUGAUAUUGUCUUUUCGGAGAACCUUAGCCGACACUUUUAUUCCAUUCGGAAAGGAGAUAUUGUAAUUGUGAAAAGCCCGACUGACCCCAAAUCAAAUAUCUGUAAAAGAGUAAUUGGCUUGGAAGGGGAUAAAGUCUGCACAAGCAACCCUUCAGAUUUCCUUAAGACUCACAGCUUUGUGCCUAAAGGACACGUUUGGUUAGAAGGUGAUAAUCUGAGGAACUCUACAGAUUCCAGAUGCUAUGGACCUGUUCCUUAUGGACUGAUAAGAGGACGCAUUUGUUUUAAGAUAUGGCCUCUGAAUGACUUUGGAUUUCUACGUGCAAGCCCCAACGGCCAUAGAUUUCUUGAUGACUGAAAGAAUUAAAUGACUGUUGCCAGCUUGCGAAAUAUUUUCUACUGAAACUAAUGGAAUUAUUUUUGUUUAGAAUAAACACAAGUGUUGCUUGA